This is a messenger RNA of Cryphonectria parasitica EP155, 1139 nucleotides long. Its product is annotated as NAD(P)-binding protein. NCBI's taxonomy places the organism in Eukaryota, Fungi, Ascomycota, Sordariomycetes, Diaporthales, Cryphonectriaceae. The coding region runs from base 52 to 945 and encodes 297 amino acids. The transcript has 3 exons. The record is from RefSeq and is a predicted model, not a curated record.
CGACGACAAUGGUCUCUGAUUGCGUCUGCAUUUCUUGAACAGUGAAGCAGAAUGAACCCAGUCAACACUAAGCCAUAUCAGCUGCCAGCUGAUGCUACCUGGUUCAUCACCGGGUGCUCCAGCGGCAUUGGUCGUGCCAUCGCAGAGCUCGUCGCCAGCAAGGCCGGCCAGCGCCUCAUCGCAACAGCCCGAAACCCCUCCAGCCUGUCAUAUCUUCCCGACAACGACUCCAUUCUGAAGUUAACUCUGGACGUUGCAUCUCCCGUCUCGGUGGGGAAGGCGUUUAAGGCUGCUGCGGACCACUUUGGAGACAAGUUCCACAUUGACAUUCUCGUCAACAAUGCCGGAUACGAGCUGGCAGGCGACACAGAGGCGGCGACUGAGGAAGAAAUGCACGACCAGCUCGAGACCAAUUUCUUCGGUACCGUACGCGUGGCAACGAACGCCACCCGAGUGAUGAGACAGUCCAAGGAGCACCGCGGUGGCAUCAUUUUCAAUAUAUCCUCGCUCGCUGGCGUUGCCGCUUUUCCCGGCCAGGCCUUUUACCACGCGAGCAAGUUUGCUGUGGAGGGCUGGUCAGAGUCUUUCGCGCGGGAACUGCACCCCGACUGGAACAUCAACAUCUGCGUCGUCGAGCCUGGCGGCGUAAAGACAGAGUUCGAGCACGGAAGCAAGAAGCAUAUCAAGGUUCACGAGGCCUACGACGGGGCCGACAUGCCUGCACGUCAGCUGGCUGCUUGGGUCAAGAAGGCCGCGGCUUCCGGUGGCGGCACACCGCCUUCUGCCGUGGCCGGUGUGCUGUACCUCGUCGCCAGCCGAAACGAUAAAGUUCCUCUGUGGCUACCCCUGACUACCACGGCGGCUCAGUUGAUAAAGAUGAAGUCGCAGGCGCGCCUUGACAACCUGGAAGCGGUGAAGGAUCUUACCCCUAUUGACAAGAAAUAAGUCAAGGGCCCUGAUUGAAUGAGUCGUUCAUUGCCACUGUCUGUAGAUACCUACAAACCUAAAACGACUAUAAAAUCCCAGGAAGUGGCAUGCCUUGUCAGUUCUAGUUCAACUUGCGUAUAUAUGUUUAUAUAAUAUCGCAAUUGCAUAUCUUACGACGAACAUGAUGUGGUAAAAUCAAUUACUGCGAUAAG